Fusarium proliferatum ET1 is the source of this 3348-nucleotide messenger RNA. Its product is annotated as fumonisin cluster-P450 monooxygenase. The transcript is spliced from 4 exons. Gene Ontology annotation, cellular component: cytosol. Gene Ontology annotation, molecular function: iron ion binding; NADPH-hemoprotein reductase activity; flavin adenine dinucleotide binding. Bases 1 to 3348 code for a protein of 1115 amino acids. The record is from RefSeq and is a predicted model, not a curated record. Lineage: Eukaryota; Fungi; Ascomycota; Sordariomycetes; Hypocreales; Nectriaceae.
AUGUCGGCAACUACCUUACUCAAGAGACGAUCGGUCUCCAAUUCAAACCCCGAGCUGAAGCCGAUUCCUGGCCCGAAGCCCUUGCCAUUGCUGGGGAAUCUCUUUGACUUUGACUUCAAUAACCUUACCAAGUCAUUGGGAGAACUUGGAAAAAUCCAUGGCCCGAUCUACUCCCUUACCUUUGGUGCAUCAACCGAGAUUAUGGUGACGAGCAGAGAAAUUGCACAUGAACUCUGCGAUGAAAGCCGUUUCUGCAAGCUUCCAGGGGGUGCCCUGGAUAAGAUGAAGGAGGUGGUAGGAGACGGCCUCUUCACGGCGGAAACAUCGAAUCCAAAAUGGGCUAUAGCACAUCGGAUUGUCACGCCUUUGUUUGGAACCAUGAGAAUCAGAGGCAUGUUUGAUGAUAUGAAGGACAUUUGCGAGCAGAUGUGUCUACGAUGGGCACGAUUCGGGCCAGACGACCCUCUGAAUGUCUGCGACAACAUGACUAAGUUAACACUUGACACUAUCGCCCUCUGCACGAUAGACUAUCGCUUUAACAGCUUCUAUCGAGAAAAUGGAGCCACGCAUCCGUUUGCAGCGGCCGUGGUAGAUGUCAUGACAGAAUCCUUCACUCAGAGCAACCUCCCAGACUUUGUAAACAACUACGUGCGGUUUCGGGCAAUGGCCAAGUACAAACGACAGGCUGCCGAACUGCGUCGACAAACAGAAGAGCUGAUUGCUGCUCGGCGACAAAAUCCAGUUGAUAGAGACGACUUGCUCAAUGCAAUGCUGAACGCCAAGGACCCCAAGACAGGAGACGGUCUCAGUCCUGAGUCCAUCGUGGAUAACCUACUCACGUUCCUAAUUGCCGGACACGAAACUACAUCAAGUCUCCUGUCGUUUUGCUUCUAUUAUCUCCUCGAGAACCCAGAUGUGCUUCGAAAGGUACAGCAAGAAGUCGAUACAGUGGUGGGUUCUGACACUUUCACCGUCGAACACCUUUCAAACAUGCCGUAUCUUGAAGCUGUCUUGCGUGAGACAUUGCGGCUACGUGAUCCCGGUCCAGGAUUCUACGUCAAGCCCCUGAAAGAUGAUGUUGUGGCUGGAAAGUAUGCGGUCAAGAAGGACCAGCCACUGUUCAUUGUAUUCGACUCAGUGCACCGUGACGAGAGCACGUAUGGGGCUGACGCUGAUGAGUUCUGCCCCGAGCGCAUGCUGAAAGACAGUUUCGACAAGCUGCCGCCUUGCGCAUGGAAGCCCUUUGGCAAUGGCGUGCGUGCCUGUGUCGGGCGGCCCUUUGCGAUGCAGCAAGCCAUGUUAGCUGUCGCCAUGGUUGUGCACAAGUUCGACCUCAUCAAAGAUGAAUCCUACACGCUUAGGUACCAUGUCACCAUGACCGUUCGCCCAGUAGGUUUCAACAUGAAGGUUCGAAUUCGCCAGGGCCAACGUGCCACCGACCUAGCAAUGGGACUUCAUCAAGGACACGGCCCAGAGGCCUCGGCAGCUGCUGGUCGACCUUUUCUCAAGCGGCUGACUUCAGAGGCAAAUGAUGACAAAGACAAUGAAAGCAAGAUGGUUGUUCUCUACGCCUCCAAUUCAGGUAGCUGUGAGGCGUUGGCGUAUCGUCUUGCCGCUGAAGCCACCGAGCGCGGCUUUGGCAUUCGAGCUGUGGAUAUUGUAAAUAAUGCUGUCGACAGAAUGCCAGUAGGCAUCCCAGUCAUCAUUAUCACGGCAUCUUACAAUGGCGAGCCGGCAGAUGACGCCGAAGAGUUCGUGACGUGGCUGAAGUCACUGGAAACUAAUCGUUUAAAUGGAGUCAAAUUUACUGUCUUUGGAAACGGGCAUAGAGAUUGGGCAAAUACACUAUUUGCAGUACCGCGCCUCAUUGACUCUGAACUCUCCCGCUGCGGUGCUCAACGUAUUACCCCCUUGGGAGUUUCAGAUACUUGUGAUUCCAACGAUCCUUUUUCUGAUUUCGAAAGAUGGAUUGAUGAGAAACUAUUCCAGACGCUCGGAACACCCCAUGGCCUGAGCGUGAUGAAGAAUGGAGAUGGGGCUGGGCCACGGGAAGCACUACAGGUUUCACUGGGUCAGCCGCCACGAGUAACUAUGCGCAAAGGCUACGUGCGCGCCAUAGUGACAGAGGCACAUUCACUUUCAAAUCCCGGCGUCCCUGAGAAGAGACAUCUUGAGCUUCUUCUUCCCAAGGACUUCAACUACAAAGCUGGGGACCACGUGUAUGUCCUGCCACGAAACAACUCGCGAGAUGUCGUUCGAGCGCUCAAUUUCUUCGGGCUAGGCGAGGACACUCUAAUAACCAUCAGAAACACUGCGAGAAAAUUGAGCUUGGGCCUACCAUUGGAUGCACCUAUCGGGGCUACAGACCUCUUGGGUGCGUACGUAGAGCUUGGUCGUACGGCAACCUUGAAAAACCUCCAUACCCUCAUUGAUGCUGCUGGUCAUGAGAGAAGAAACAGAACCAAAGCUUCCCUCUUGAGUCUUGCUGCAUCAGACACAUUCAAAGCAGAGAUUCAAGCCAAGAAUGUGUCCAUCCUGGACCUCCUGGAGCGAUUCCCUGAUAUUGACCUGUCUUUAUCUUCUUUCUUGUCAAUGCUUGUUCAGCUUCGGCCAAGAGCCUAUUCCUUCUCCUCUGCGCCUGACUGGAAGCAAGGACAUGCGACACUUACCUAUACUGUCGUUGACUUUGCUGAUUACAGGACUCAGGAAAUGAACGGUGAUAGCAAAGGCAAGGCUGCAGGUAGUGAUAUGGUGGUUCAUCGUCAAGGUCUAGCAUCAGGCUAUCUCUCGAGCCUUGGUCCUGGAAAUAGCCUUUACGUUUCGCUUCAUUCGGCAUCACCAUACUUCUGUCUUCCAAAGAACAAUUCUCUGCCAGUAAUUAUGGUCGGCGCCGGUACUGGACUCGCUCCGUUCAGAGCCUUUCUACAGGAGCGUAGGCUGGCUGCUGAAGAUUCCAAAUCGAAGCUUGGGCCGGCCCUCCUGUUUUUCGGUUGUCGAGGACCCGGGCUUGACUCUCUGUACUCGAUUGAAAUGGAAGCCUACGAAGCCAUGGGCAUCGUGCAAAUGCGAAGAGCCUAUAGCCGUGACCCUUCUGCCACAGGUGCCCAAGGCUGCAGGUACGUUACUGAGAAGCUCGAAAGAUGUCGAGAUGAAAUUGUUCGCCUCUGGGUGGCCGGCGCCAAGGUCCUUGUCUGCGGAGGUAAGAAGAUGGCAAAUGACGUGCAAGAGGUUCUAGGGCCGAUCCUAUUGGAAACUGAUCAGAACAGAGGGGAAACAGCAGCAAAGACGGUUGUAGAAUGGAGAGCAGGGUUGGACAAGGGGAGAUAUGUAGAAGAAGUUUAUGUGUAG